UUUUUUUUGAAGGGGGAGGUAGUGCAAUUUUAAACUUAACUCCUUAUUUCAAAAAGUUUUGUGUACAAUAAUAUAAUUACAUUAAUCAAGCUAAGCUUGGUCUAGUGGUAAGAAUUGUAUUUUCCAACCUAGAGGUUGGAGGUUCAAUCCUCACUAAAAACAUUUUGAUCUCACUAAAAACAUUUUGAAUGUGAGAGAUCUAUUAUCCUUCCCCCCUCACUCUCAAAGUGUUUGACCCACAAAUACCAAAAAUAAUAAUAACAUGAUUACAUGCAUACUAAGCAUGUUUAUUUACUAACUUGAAUAAAAAUUAUUCACACAUCACAUAAAUAACUUGAAAUUACAGAUUAAACACUUAUCGGUCUUUGUUGAAUUAUUUUACGGAAUAUUUUUAUUGAACUUAAAUUUUUUUUACGACAUUAAAUAAUAUUAUUGUUUUAAAGGGAAGAGAAUUGAGCCUAAUGUGUCCUUAAUUAUUUUUUUUUUUUGAUAAAUUGACCUAAUUAAAGGCAUGUUAAUUUGUUUCAUUUUGUUUUAUCUUAUUUCAUAUUAUAUGGGUUCAGACAUAAGUACAUACAAAUUAAGUUCACAAAAACUUGUGUAUACAGUAUAAAUUUACAAAACUCAUGUGUAGAUAAAAUAAGGUUUUUCUUUUCAAUAAAAGUUUACACAGAAAUAAGAUAAACAAAGAAAAAUUUUAUAUUAACAGUUAAUAAAUUAAGACAAUAUAAGUUCCAAAAAAAAUACUCCGUGCUGUGCAAGACUAAUUUGUAAACCAAACUAAAUCUACUCCGUGCUUACUCAAAAAUUCAAAAAAUAAAAUCUACUCGGUACUUAAUGUACAGUGCAAGUAAAAUAGAUAUUAUUUUCUCAAAAAAAAAAAAAAAAAAGUAAAAUUGAUAUUAAGGGUUUUUCUUUACUUGGAUUUACCCUUUUUCUUCUUCAAAUAAAAUUUCAAAAUAUAUCCUUAUAAUAAAAUUUGAAAAAAUAAGAAGCCCGCCUUUCUUUCUUCCACCUGAACUCAGACAAACACUUUUACAACAUCCAACCGGAAAACAGCGACAAUACGAUGGCGAAAACCGACGGCGACAGCAAAAAAAAAUUAGCAAGGAGGAAACCUCUGCGAGAUGUCUCUAAUGGCGGCAUCAAAUCCAUUAAAUCCUCCUUGAAGAAAACGAAGUUGAAAAUGGCGGAAGAACUUCCUCCUCAUUACCAAAAUCAACAAUCAAACAUUGCAGACCCACUUGAUCGCCUUCUCUUAGUUCAUUCCGAUAUUUCUUCUCUUCUUCGUCAGAUUGAUGAAAUUGUUGUCCAAGCAGUCAAAGUGGAUACAACUGAUAAUGAGAGGAUUACAGAAAUUAAAUCCUUCACAACAGUGCUGUCUGAAAUCCAUUACUCUCUUAAGCCGUGGGUUCCUAGGCUUCAAAAGGCAAUUGAUGUUCCUCACACUGAAUCUGAGAUUCAAUUUUGUGAGACUCGUGUUGAAGGUCCUGUUGUGGAUGAUCAAGGUGAUGUGCAUGAAGUUGGUACUCCGGAGCCAGCUAAGUUUGAAUCAUUGGUCUCUCCUUCCCCACUUGUAUCUUGGCGUGCUACUGGCUGUGUAGAAGAGAGAGGUAAACAACUUUUUUUCCUUACUCCUCUGCUGAGGCCACAAACAACAACUUCCAAAGCUCGUGCUUCAACCAAGCUAACCGUCUGUGAAGGGAUCUCCUCGAGUGUAACUGCUGCUAUUUUUUCCUCUCCUUGUGCAAACGAAAAAUCUAAAAAGGAAAAGGUCGAAGUUGUUUCUGAAAAUUUAGAGAGCAUUUCAGAUAUGAGAAUUUUGUCUGCUCAGGAAAUUCCAGUCAGUGACUUAUCUACAAGUUUGAUUACCCCCUGCCCCAAAAACCCCCCUGUAAGAGCUUAUGUUGAGCCUGGUCAUGAGCUGACCUACAGAAAAAUUGUGAAAUCCCAUAAAUCAACACCAUUUCCAACAGGAAACCAAAAAAUAUUUGAGUCCACAGAUUCUGAGAGCUCCAGUAAUGAAGCUCAAGAGAAGUUGGGCAUUAGGUAUCUUGAUCUUAUUGGAAUAAAACCCUCCUGUAAGUCAGCAUAUGGAAAUAGAGCACUAGAUGCUUCACCAGCAUGGAUAACGUCGCCACCUAAAUGUUGUACGUUGCUGGAACCACUUGAUGAAAAACAGUCAAAGCAUCAUGCUAGCUUGCAAGAAGUAGCUACUACUUUCAAUCAGAAAUUAUGUCUUGAUCCCAAGGAAAGCAGAACUAAUGGUCAUAAUCAAGAGGAAGAAAACAAGAAAUUUUGCUUAAAAGGGAACACAAGGAGCAACUUUGCAACAGUAGAAAGCACUCCUUUGUGGAAGGGGUCUGAAAGCACAAUUUACAGAGGCAAGCGUCCUGGUGAAAACACUUUGAAGAAGGAGCUGUGGACGAGGUUUGAAGCUGCAUCAACAAAUGGUCUAAACUUCCCUGUCUCAAAUGAUACUUCUCACAAAGGAUUUAUGGAAAUGUUGGAGGAGGCAUCCUGUGAUGAGUCGAAUGUGCAUCCUGAUGCAUUUAGGUGACCCACAAUCAGCAUGCCAACUAAAUGAAAGAAAUCAAUUAUUGUAAAUGGUGGUUUUUAGCUAUUGCUAUCUAUUCCAAGUACUAAAGCCACCUAAAGUGUAAUCUUCAUAUGUUCUCUCUUAAGAAACACUAUUUCUAUGUUAAUCCUAUGAAAUUUUGCUUACUACGAGAUUCAG
This is a messenger RNA of Chenopodium quinoa (quinoa), 2737 nucleotides long. RefSeq lists its product as uncharacterized. The coding region runs from base 1070 to 2560 and encodes 496 amino acids. NCBI's taxonomy places the organism in Eukaryota, Viridiplantae, Streptophyta, Magnoliopsida, Caryophyllales, Amaranthaceae. The record is from RefSeq and is a predicted model, not a curated record. The transcript has 4 exons.